AUGUUCCUCGUUAAUAACCUUUAUGCUUUGAUUCUAUUUGAUACUGGUGCCGAUAAAAGCUUUGUGUCCGUGGAAUUUGAGUCUUUGAUAAACUGUACACGCUCCAAGUUACCUGAGUCGUUCUCCGUCGAAGUCGCUAACGGUAAGUCGAUUCUUGUUAAUUCAAUCGUGCGGGAUUGUUCCCUGACUCUUAACAAUCACAUGUUUUCUAUUGAUCUCAUACCCAUGCGUUUGGGUAGUUUUGAUGUCAUUAUUGGCAUGGACUGGUUGCGUAAAAACCAUGCCGAGGUUGUUUGUCUUGAGAAACUUGUUCGUCUUCCUAUUCCCUCUGGUGAUACUUUGAUCGUCUAUGGAGAUCGACCUUCAAAAGGACUGAGAUUGAUGUCAUGCACACAAGCGAGUAGAAGCUUACGUAAACAGAACCCUGCAUUCUUGGCCCACGUGGUGGAACAAAAAGGCAAGAGGAAGAACAUAAGCGACGUUCCAGUGGUAUAUGACUUCACUGAUGUCUUUCCUGAAGAUUAUCCUGGUCUUCCUCCUCUUAGAUCUGUUGACUUUCGUAUUAACCUCGUACCUGGUGCGACUCCUGUCGCCAGGGCUCCCUACCGCCUUGCACCUUCUGAGAUGCAAGAGUUGUCUAGUCAACUACAAGAGUUACUUGAUAAGGGUUUUAUUCGUCUAAGUACCUCCCUGUGGGGUGCUCCCGUGUUAUUCGUCAAGAAGAAGGAUGUCUUUAUCGAUGGUAUCUUUAUUUAUUCCAAGUCUAAAGCCGAUGAUGCUCGCCAUCUACGUCUUAUGCUUGAACUUUUACGGGGUGAACGUCUGUAUGCUAAGUUUUCUAAGUGUGAGUUUUGGAUUGAUGAGGUGAAGUUUCAGGGUCAUAUUGUUAGUAGUCAGGGUAUUCAUGUUGACCUUUCGAAAAUUGAGGCACUGAAGAAUUGGUGUACGCCUAAAUCCGUGUCUGAGAUUCGUUCGUUUCUAGGAUUGGCGGGUUAUUACCGCCGGUUCAUCGCGGACUUUUCAAAAAUCGCUGUUCCUCUUACUACGCUAACCCAAAAGGAAAAACCUUUUGUUUGGGGUCCCGAGCAAGAGAACUCCUUUCAAACCCUUAAGAAUCUUUUGUGUAAUGCCCCUGUGCUAGCUCUACCUGAUGGCAACAAUGAUUUUGUGGCUAAUAGGUUGCUUUGGAAUGCAUGGGAAACGAGCUAG
Molecule: messenger RNA, 1209 nt
Organism: Helianthus annuus (common sunflower)
Lineage: Eukaryota; Viridiplantae; Streptophyta; Magnoliopsida; Asterales; Asteraceae
Exons: 3
Coding region: 1-1209 (402 amino acids)
Source: RefSeq, a predicted model, not a curated record